UUGAAUAUCACCACCUGUACUACAAUUCAGGUAAGUCGUGCACAUGCAGUAGGGUGCAAUUCCUUUCGCCUGCUGUGGGGCUCAUCGAACUCUGGACAAGCCCAGCGAGUCUGUAUUCAGCCUCACAGAGAGCAGACGACAAUGUUUCAUACAUUCAUUAACAGUCGCGCCCCAGUUCGUGCGCGUCACAACUCAUACACGGUCGAUGCUAGAGAAGUCCGAGGUACAUAGCGUAGCCUAUACGUCGGGGGACCGCAUUGUUCGAAAUACGCAAGGUAUCAUGGCAUAGAAACCUGGAUGUGAGAAGAAAGAACAAAACUCAGUUCGCUGGCGCCUGCGGGAGCGACCUAGCCGGUUCACACUUCUGAAACACGAACAUAAUCCAUGCUACAGCUCAUUUUCCCCAAGCAAGCACGCAAAUACUGGCAAAGUUACCACCUGAAAAGACGUUCGGUUAUAAUGAGCCACGGGGUUCGGUUGUAAAACUGCAGAAAGCGGCAGUGGACCUCAGCUAUUGACAGCGCCACUGAAGCGUCUUUGGAUCGUUAAUCGGAAAACCAAUCACAGACUCCCCUGCAUGCAGACACAAGUGUUCCUCGUGGCAAGUGCAGAUGACUGACGACAUCACUAAAUGCUGGAGAAUUUUCAACAUCAGGUUGAAUGAGCCUGCUGUCCGGCGAAACGCCAUUGAGGUAUCUCGCUGGAAACAUGAAUGCAAAUGGCUUGCCGUAUCAAUUGAAUACGAAUGUCUUACGAAGGGUGAAUGCUAAACUACCGGUCGAACCUGCAUGCGCACAUGUAAUUCCUUCGUUUCGAUUUUCACUUGAGGGGAACGGGCCGCCCCCGACAACAGAUGAUUCCUCGGACUGAGACCGUUGCAUUACUCACGUUUCACUAUUAUAAAAACAACACAGGCUUUGAGGGGGGGGAACUGGUGGUGCUUGUGUAACGCCAGAAGAACUUAGAUGCUCCCUCAGCCCUUCCAGCAUCGAGAACCGUCGCCUGGGAAAGAACAGCCUCUGAAUGAACUGGUUCUUCCCGGGGGCCAGGGUACUUGAUAAGCGCGGUCCUCGAAAUGCUCGUAGGCGAAAAAAACCCGCGCUCUUUGCUUUCUUGCCUUGUGUAGCUUCUGCCUUCAACCUAAAUGCUACGCGCCAGUCUGUCGUCGCACGGCCUAACCAUGUCUCAAGCAGCUGGCUACGCGGAAAAGAAUUGCUUUUCGGAAUCGCGGAUGGUUUCCUUAUCAAGACGAAGCCAGUGCAUCAUCCAUCCCAUCGGAUUGAAACGAGUAGUUAAUCCGUCAUUACUACGCCAGAAGUGUGGCUUUUUCGUCGGCCUCGACUAGAGUGUCGGUCUAUGACGGUUGUUGUAUGAUGCCUUCCGCGUCGCGCUGGCGCGAACUAGGUUCGUGCACUGGAGAUCUACGACUGCAUGGUCGAAGAAACAACAAACGUUAUCCUUUGCUGCGAUCCCUUUUCCCAGCUUGCUUGGCUAGAACAUGGACAGAAACUCUUCCGUGAUCGUAAACUAGUUGGUUUCGACUGUAUGCUCUCAAGAGGAUUUCCCGGGUGUGCAUUUGUAGACGGGCAGGUGUUCAGCUGUUGCAUGCCGCAAACUGGUACCUUCUCAUGCGCGUUUUCCAGCAUCGUCCUCAAAAUGUACACCAAAAAUCCGUCUGUGAAUCACAAAUGAACAGCUUUCGUCCAUCUGCUUUUCAUCUCAAAGGCCGAGGAGAUCCUCUAGUAGACAGAAGAACGCUCGAACCGUCUCUUUCCCUUCUGCCGACAGCUGCGAAAGGCAGGUGACUUCGCGCGUGCUCUCACGCCUGCCCAACUGCGGUUCCGUCGCUCGACAAAGUUUCCUAACCCUCCUCCUUCACUAGAACAUUCCCUGAAAUGUACAGCCUUCGUUCACUAAACUUUUUUUUUCAGUGCCCUUCUAUUAGGCAGUCUUUUCGAGUUCCCAGACUGUGUGUGUGCCUUCGCUAGCGUCCCGGCUCUUCGCCGUCGUUCAGCAUUCUAGCCUCGCGCAGCACAGCCCGUUGCUUAACUGGCACGUCAGUGACUUUCGUCCCCACUUUCGUACCACCAUCGCGUCGCCAUGUUCACAGCGCAGUAGGCGAGCUCGUCUCUCGAGCUAUAGGAAAGCUUGAAACGCUAGACCGCGAAUAACGCGUAGCUGGCCUUCGCCUCACGGAUUCUUCGGCUGUUCGCACACCUGCAUAGACACACGCCUUUGUAGACUUUUACCUGAAGCAUUCGUGGCGCGUUUUUCUUCGGCGUCCCUAACUUCACCUGGAGGCCACCGCAGCAUGGAAGAACUCGCCCAUCGCCGUCGCUCUCCCCCUCCAAGAAGAAGUGAAAACAGCGGGGCUUGCCAGUGCGUUUCGUCGACCAACGAAGACAUAGAGGCGGGUGUUCCGGCGUGGAUGCUGGAGAGUCCGGAUUCUACAGCAUUGCUUCCUCCGCAGGCGACUUCCGGUGCAGACAGCGACAAUCUGCGUCUUGAUGGCGGGUGCUCUGCCUCAAAGCAGGCAGGGGGUGCAGAGGAGCGAGGAAGAGAGAAGGACGAGCGUCGAGGGAAGCGUGUCUCCACGGUGGUAGCCCCACGGUCUUCAGAGCCGUUGCAUCCAGAGAACCGUCAGAACACAGCGAACCUUUUCGGAGGCACUCCAAGCGUCCCUCGGCCUCAAGAUGGAGACGCCGCGGCACCCACACACGCUUUGUUCCCCGCCCCGGUUUCGCCUUCUCCUGGGGCAGCAGCCUCACUUCUUCUGUUCAUGCGGGCGGGGUUCCUGCACCGGAAAACGCGUCACACUCGCCGCUUCGCGAAACGCUUCCUCAUUCUCGACAGACACAUUCUGUUCUCCUUCAAGUCGAUUCCUCUCAAGUGCCGGAACGUCUGCAGAUACACGUCCCACCUUCUCUUCGCUUCCUACGCCGCCGCCCCUCCUGACGGUUCCGCAGGUGUGACCGCCUCUCAGGAAGAAGAAGACGAGUCUGAAGACGUUUCUUCUUGCCAGUCGCCGUCUGUGGGCGACUGCGCCUUGAAGGCCAUCUCCACGUCUGGCACUGCUCUCGACGCUUCUGAACGCUCUCCGUCUGCCGCGUCCCCACAUCGCUCUCCCCAUCUCCACCGACCGGAGACUCGGCAAGACCAGCUAGCCUGCAAACCUCGCCGACUUCUUCCUUCCGGCGCGUCUCGCCGCGCAGGCGGGUCGCUGUCGAGACAGCAGGGGCCUCCUCAGUCUCCAGAGCAUACGGGGUCACCGCCAUCCCGCCUGUCUACAGAAGGGUGGCAGGAAGCGGGAGAGGACGACUCUCUAUUCGCGGAGGAACCGAACGCCCGCGCGCCACAAAAACGCCUUUGCCGUCGUUCUGGAGGCGAGGAGAGACGCGCGCGACGAGAGGGCGUUGGCUGCUGGGUCGAUGGUCGUUGCGCCGACUGGAGGACGCAUGGAAGCGUCUCGGAGAAGGGAACACAGUCUUGCCGCGAGCUGGGUGCAGACUCAGCUGCUCCUUGGACACCUUGCGUUUCGCCUCUCGCGAUUGUGACGGAUUCCGCUCUCGCGGACUUGUUCGACUUCUCGCAGGCGACGUGUGCCUGGGACCUGCGGACUGCGCGUCUCUCGAACUUCUCCUACGACAAGCAACAAAAGGGCUUCACCUGGACACUCCAUGCGCAGAACGUCCUGCAGCUGGCGCUCGAGACCCAGCGGGCGAGAAGGAAGAGGGAGGACGAGAAGGGCCGGAGUCCGUCCGGAAAAACGACCGGUCUUGAUAUGUUGCGCUCCUCCUCUUCACUGUUCGGGGAGGGCAUCGCGACAGAAACGACGAGAGCAACGGAGACAACUGGGGCUAUAGAUCUGCGGCAGAGACAACAGGGGGCGGCAGCACCCAGAGAGGGUCGAAACACCGUGCGUGUCGCCGCGGACAGUCGUUUGCAUGACUCACACUCGACUCCUGUUCACCCCACUGGGCAGGAGGGAUGUCUCGCUCAGUCCAGUGGAGAAGAAGGCACGGCCGCUCGCACGGGAAGAGGUGUAGGUCGAGAGAAGCAGCUCGACUUCCCGAGGCACCUGCGAGUGGAAAGGAGACAAGGUGCCGGCGAGGAGGAGCCUGAGGACCGGCGCGAGCAGGACCGAGUCCCCGGAGACAGCUCGGACCGCUCCUGCUCGACUCCGAAAUCUUUCGACCCCUUCGUGGAAUCAGCGCCUGGAGAAGACCAGCAAUCGGGAUGCACGCUCGCGCUUCUUCACAGAAAAGGUGAGAACCGUGCUCACCGUCGCUUCGCCUUCGGUCACCUCACCGGGGAGCAGGCGAAAGUGGGAAGAGCGGCGGGGUACCUGGACGAUGCCGAAACUCUGCGAGACGGCUCUUCUUCGGCGUCACGGAGUUCUUCGUCCUCCUCAGCCACGCAGGGCACUGGCGGAGAAGCAAUUGAAGACGAAGCCUUCAGGCGCUUUGAGGAUGAACAGUUUCUGAUGGAAGCCGCGGCAGACAGAGGAGGCGAUGAUCUGUACUUCUCGGGGCAUAGCGAGCUGUCUGGACGAUCUGGCGCGGCGCACUCGGAGCCCGGACGCCUGCUGCGAGAAGGGGAAAGCGGAGCCUUGGAAGGAGAGGCGAAUGAAGACGGUACGCUUGGCAGCCGAGCCGAAAGGGAUGAGGAACCUGAAUCGGCGACGGUCUCCCCGUCCCUCCAAUAUGCCUCUCCGGCCUCGGGGCUCCACUCCGACUCCGAUGGCUUGAUGGACGCACCGAGCUUGAGUGUACAUACACCCGAGAUCGCGGCGCUCUCGGGCGAGGCCAGACGCGGAAAACGGGUGUCGGGGGCACUGCAGGAGCGGUGCAAGGACACGGGUCCGACAGAGACUUCCAGUCUGGAGCCUCGACAACUGCGUCCGAGUACCAAGUGGUUCUGUAUCUCGAAGUCCGCAACUUCCGCGCCUCUGCCGCAGACGAGCGUCUUGCCACCAACGGGGUACUUCGACGAUCUCGACGCCUUUCCGCCGCUCCCGCCUCCCGCGGCGUGCAUGGAGACUCUCACCUUCUACACCCCAGACGCCGUGACCGCCCACGACUGGGUGGCGGCGCUCCUCCGGAGCAGGGAGUUCGGCUCCGCCGCGGCGGUGUAUGUCCACUGGCGCGACCUGCAGCUCUACACCAACGCGUGCGCCGAGGGCCUUCCGCACUGGGUGUGGCCCCUCGUCGACUGGGUCGAGAAGCGCGAGGUGGAGCGGCGGCGCGCUGCCGCCCUCCGAGCGGGCCGCCUCGAAACCAUUCCUGCGUCUUCUCUGCGUUUCUCGCCGUCCUCGUUCGAUGGCAACAACGCUUGCACAAGUGUCGAGGGGAGCUCUGGAGCUGGCCAGGCUCCGGAGGCCUCAGCGCCCGGGACUCGCUCACGCCUUGAGCACGCCGACGAGUCCAGCGAGACCCCCUCGGCGUCUGCGGCCUCGCCGACGGCUCCUCCCCAGUCGCAGAGGGGACCCGGAACCGCAGCCGAGGCGUCGCAAGGAACCGGAGAAGAGGAAGCCGUUUUGGGUUCGCUUUUGUCUUGUCUUCGCGAAACGAUUGCGAAUGCGGUGUCCCCGGACACAGGGCCUGCGUUGGGAGGCCGAGGCACGAGCCAGGAGCACCAGCCGGGUCUGCGAGGCGCGGCUUCUUCUCUUUCCGCAGGAGCCCUGGAGACGGGAGACGAAGGAGAGACGAGGGAAGAGACUUCUUUUACCACGACGCAGAAGCGAGACGGGAGGCGAAUGCGCAUGCCCAUGGGCGCUGUAGACUCCGCUGCACGGGCGAGAAGAACACUCAAAGACGCCGUGUCAGUGCGAGUGAAACCGUAUGCGUUCGACCCUUUCUCGCUUCUUCCUCCGCCUUCGGCUGUAUCGUUUUCUCUCCUCUCUCUGGCGCUCCAUUCGCUCGACGUUCCGCUCUUCCCGGUCGGCUACACGCCGUACAUUCUCGUCAGUUUCCAGUCUUCUUUGUAUCCCUGCGUGCUGAUUCCGGGGUCUCCAGACUCAGCUUGUUCUCCAUUUCUCCCGCUGCCUGCGGCGGCUGCGGCGACGCCCGCGGCGUCCGCAUCUCUGUUUCAGAAACUGUUCUCGCGCGCGUCUCCGCAUCCAGUGCCGACGUUCGGGCCUUCGAGUUUCGUCUUCCGGCCUGCGCCCUGUCUCAAUCUCCCACUGUUCGCGCCUAGGAACCAGCAAGACCUCGUCCUCCACCUCUACGCGGCGCCGCCCCCCAGCUACGCGCCCGCACCCGCCGCGCGCGGUCGACAGUCUUCGCAGACACCCAAGAGGAGGCAGGGCGACUUCGAGAGUCGGCGCGUCCAGCGCAUCACCGGGGCGGCGGCCGCGCGCGCAGGCUCGGGCGACCCAGGAGGCCCCGCAAGCAACGCCGAAGUCGGCAUUUCUCUCCCUUCGCUCCCUUGCCCCCCGCCGUCGGCUCAAGGCCCCCCCGCCUCCCUCGGUCCCUUUCUCUCCGCGACCCAGCCGUGGGCGCCGUCUCUCGCCUUGUCUCUGUCCCUGGCCUGUCCCCUCGCGUACUACCUUGGCUCAGUGGCUGUCCCGAGCCACCUGUUCGGCCCUGCGACGCCGCAGCGCUUGUCUCUGCCUCUCCUGCCUUUUCCUUCUUCUUCGCAUGCUGUGACCCAUCCUCUCGCUGACUUGUGCCGAGUACUGCCGUCGUCCCGGUCGUCGGGAGAGUCUGGCGCCUCCGCUGGGGGCCUCGGCGCUUCAGGACGAGAGACAGGCUCAGCGCCUCAAACCAGCGGAGACAGCCGUGCGGGCGCGUCCGCUCCAGAGGCGAACCCGCAGGGCCCUCUUGCGGCGACCGCAGUCGGAGGCGACAAGGGGCGAGAGGUGAAGGGACGAGAGACGAAGUCUCUCAAGGCCGACGAGGGGCGAAUUGAAAUCUCUGUAUUGAGUCCGACUUUGUGGCCGAGUUAUCUGCAACCUGUGGAGGAAGUCUUCGAUACGCCUCAGCCCUUCCUCGAUAGCUCCAGUGUCGCGACAGGAGCAGCUGCAGCAGCAGACGCCGCAGGUGGAGGAGGCACUUGGCUUCCGAUUCAACAGCUCCUUCUCCAAAUCAAACGCCUUGGCAGACUACGAGACAGGAUCGCCGGAUUCGCGUCUCUAGCGUCGGCCGUGACGGAGUUCACCUCGCCGUCUUUCUCGCUGUUUUGUCUGGCUUACCUUCUCCUAUCUCUGCUUUUUCUUCCCUCGCGUUUCCUCGCGUUUCUGCUUUUUCCGGCUCUGCUGGUGGUGCUCAGUCGGCACCCGCGGGCAGGCAUUUGUCUCCUCGACUUCCUCACUGAAUUUCCGCUCUUCAUGCUCUUCACGCCGCGGCGCAUGCAGUUGCAGGUCCUGCUUUCUCCCUCUUCUUCAGCGUCGCGAGAUUCUCGUCCCCUCGCGUGCAUGCUGGUUCUCCUUCUGAAGCAUCACCACGCCUCUUGGCAUCUCGAUCCCGCCGCAUCUGGAAGCAUAAACGGCAGCGACAAUCCCCCCCAAAACUGCGAGACCUUCUUGUCAGAGUCCCCCCUUUCGCGCGCGUCCUCUGCGCCGCCUCGCCCCUCCUGCAAAGGAGACAGUUGCGGACGCUGCACUCAGGCCGAGGGUCUCAAGCAUGGCAAAAGAAAGCCCCAAGCUGAGGCUCCAUCUCGUCGGUUUUCGUGGAGUGUAUGCGGUUGUUUUUCACCGUGCUGCUCGCCGUGGCGCCUGCCGCCUCCCCUCCCGCGGCUGCUUCUGCCUUCCUAUGAAAGAGAAGAAAAAGACUUCUGGAGCACUUGCCGCGAGCGCGGGAAGUUUGCGGAACUCGUGGUGUCUACGCUUCACUGGACGCGCCUUCUUCUCGCCUUCUCCGUCGCCGGCGGAGCCCCCCAGCUCUCUCCCGCAGUCGCCGGGCUCCUCUGCGCAGACUGCGACUUCGUCCCCGCAUGCGGCGGAAGUCGCUCGGGACGCCGGGGGACUUCAGAGGGAGGGCAGGAAGCGCGCGACGAAGCGGCGCGGUCCAGCGAAACGCGGCGAGAAACUGAGGAAGACACAGGGGCAGAGCCGCCGAGAUCGAAAGACGACAGGCAGCGAGAAUGGAGGGAAGAAGAGCGAGGCGGAAAGGGAGAAGACGAAGAGAGAGAAGACGCGCAAGAGGGAGAGGGAGAAGGAGAAGGGGGAGAAGGAGAAGAAGGAGAAGAAGGAAAAGAAGGAGAAGAAGGGGAAGAAAUACAGAGAGGAGUGAGAGCACAAGUGGAUGAAGAGGAAGUUGGUGGAGAAGAAGUGGCGGAAGAAGAAGAGGAGGAAGAAGGAAGGCGAGAAAGAGAAAAGGGAGGAAAAGAGAAAGUGGACGAAGGAGAGGAGCAGGAGGAGGAAGAAGAGAGAAAAGAAGGAAGGAAACAGGAUGAGAGAUCAAAAGAUGGAGAAGCUGUCGAGGCACAGUACCGAGAAGAAGAAAACCAAGGAGCUUCUGGAGGGAGCAAGAGUGUCGGCAACAAGAUGGGUUUCUGGGGACAUGCCUGUGCAGGAGGAGACGAACUGGGAAGAACAGAGGCUCUUCUGAUACAGGAGGAAGCAGCGGGAAGAAAGGGUGGUGAGGUAGAAAGAGAAGAAGUAGGAGAAAAAAAAAGAGGUGAAAGUUCAAAUGAAGAAGCACUGCUGGAUUCAAGAAGCGUCUUCGCUUCAGAUUCACAACUGCCGCACGACCAGGCAGUGCCGGUGAGUCGACGCUCUCGGCGUCGACAUUUUGGACAUCGUCAUCCUCGUGGCAAACACAAGCUGUCUGCUCCAACUUCAUCCUCUCCAUCCCCUUCUCGUUCCUCAUCUUCACCUUCGUCUCCUUCAUCUUCUUACUUAGCUUCAUCUGCAUCACAACCUUGUUCUUCAUCUUCUUCGUCACAACCCUGUUCUGGUUCACAACCUUGUUCUUCUGCAUCACAAUCUUCUUCGUCUUCCUUAUCACGUCCUCGUUCUUCGUCUUCUUCCUCGCAACCUCAAUCGUCUUCGCCACCACACGUUUCCUGUGCUUCUUCUUCUUCUGGUCGACAAGCGCCCGCGAGUCAUUCAACGAAUCCUUCAGUUGCUGUCGGCCCAGAGACGAUGUUUACAGGCGUUGCUCAGUUCGCGCGAAAGUGGAUGAAGAAACAUUUUCGGAAGCGUGAGCGGCUCUCUGCAGAGAGUGAGGCACCCUCCCCCGCCGCCGUGGAGCCCGCGCGCCCGGCGCCGCCUCGAGAGGCCCGAAGAGGUAAGCGCGAGUCGGACGGCAGAGGAGACACCAGUGCAUUUGCCAGACAAGCGAGAAAACGCGACGCAGCAGAAGGCGCGCCAUUCUUUGCAGAAACUCCUCCUUUUCCGGAACAAAGCCCCUCGCCCGGAGUUGAUCUCGUCCAGCUCGGCAGCGCCCACAACUACUUCAUGGCCCCGGCCGCGACCGCGCGACCGCUAGUUGGGCUCCAGAUCGAGCCGGGCGAGGCACGCAGCGAGGCAGAAGGGGCGAAGGCGAAGGCGGCUGGUUCCCGUCGGCCGCGAGAAAGCGCCACGACUCCAGGGAAGCGCGCGCGGUUUCGAGACGACGACGAAGAGGUGGAACACUGGCGUAUGUCGCCUCCAAGGAGACAGACUGCGCGUGCGGUCUCCGGAGACGAGGCUGGCGAGGCGGCGAGCGAAGAACUGGAAGAACAGAGACACCUGCUGACCUCCCAGAACUCGUGGGGACAGACUUCCGGCGUCUCGGCGACCGCGCGGCGGCGGCCGAGCCCGGGGCACCGUCGGCGACGAGAGUACAGUGGAGAGACAGGAAGGAAGACGGGGCAAGCACUCCUGGUUCGCACUGGAGGGCUCGACGCGGAGUUUGCGUUUCGGUUUUUGGCCUCAACAUUCGAGCAGGCAGAAUCUCAGGGUUCCGCGUGGAAGCAGAGAUCGGCACUUACGCAGUCUUGGGGGAGCUGCUUGUUCUCCGUCUUUUCUCCGAGGUUCACGCCUGUCGUGCCGAAGGCGACUCUGUCUCCUCUUGUAGAUUCGCCGUUUACCUCGACGCGCCGUCUCUGCAGCGCGUUUCCUGGGCGAGUCUGCAGGGCCUCUCUGCAGGCCCAGAUCGCCGCGGCUUCUCCUUUCGUCUCGUCGGAGAUUUUUUUGCCAGAAAUCGCGCCCGGCUCGCCUCAGCGCUCAGACGCCGUUGACAGAUGUCCUGCGUUUUCAGAAAAGCACUCAGCGCUAGGAGUUGCUUCGCGAUUUUGGAGAACGAAGCGCCAAGGAGAAGAGGGGCUCCUUGCAGCCGACUACGGGACCCUAAACACCUCGCUCGUGGUCCUGAGCGCCCCCCCGUUCUCGUCGCCUUCUUCAAACGCCGCUGCUCUGGAGGCGCUUCUGGAGCUCUUGACAGUGCGCCGGCCAUCGCGCGAGUCGGCAUCUCUCUUUCUUCCGUCCCUGCGAUUCCCGUGUUUCUCCGAGGCUUCACGAGGGCCAGCCGCCGCCGGUCGCGAGUCGGAGACAGUUUCUCCGGUGUCCAUCCCUUCUGCGCAGCCUCUCGAAAACGAUAUCGAGCCUCCGACUGCGUAUUCCUUCUUAGGCUGGGGCGCCAGCGCUCCCGAGGCCGUGGAGGGCCUGUCCCCGCCAGCUGGGCCUGUGCUGCCGACUGCGGGGGGUCCUGACGGUCCCGGGCCUGUCUCCGAUCCCGCAGAUUUGGAGACCGUGGAAACGCCUUUGGCUGGGUCGUCGCUGCCGGGGGGCGAGCUGUUCGCGCUGUAUCGGGAGGUUCGGGCGUCGUCGACUCGGUUUCUUGUCAAGCUGUGGCGGUGGGUGGUGUGGGGAGAGAAGAUUUGCAACUUGUUUUCCUGGAGAAACCGCAGUUUGACGGAGGUGGCGUUCGUUUUCGCGGCUCUCCUGCUGCUUCUCCUGGCCUGCGUCCCACUCCAGUACGUCCUCGCGGUCUGGAUCGUCCACGCCUUCAUCAGCGGCCAGAAGCGCGGCCUCUGGAAGCUUCUGGCGAGGAACUCUGCGCGCCGGCAGGUGGAGGCGGCGAUCUUCGAGAUUUGUCUCGGCUCUUUCGCGCAGAGCUGCAAAUCGGCCUCCACGACUGCCGCGUAUUCUCGUCGCGAAGAGUCUGGAAAAAACGAGUCGGCUGAGCGCAUGCGUCCGAGGCUCCAGAAGGCCGCGGCGAGGCCUCAGCCGCUGCUGCCCCUCCUCCGCUUCCUGACUGUCCCCGAGCUGCAGCAGCUGCGCCUCAGCCUCUGGCGCAGGUGCGGUGUGGCCCUGCCCUUGGAGACACUUGCGGAGGCCCUGGACGAGACGGAGCUCGCUGAGGCCCUCCGGCGCGGGCGCGAGGAGACAACCGUCAGCUCAAGCCGCUGGGCUCGAACAGACUGGAUGACAAAUCUCCUCCUGCAUGCACCUACGGACGUGACCCACCAGACGAGCGCUGUCGCCCUCCGUGAUAGCCGCGCCUUCUGGGCCGGCGCCGAGCUCUUGCCUGAGGAGACGGGCGCGUUGGGCUCCACGGGCGCGGAGACACUCGGGCCCGCUUGCGCCGCGGGCGCCGGAGUCUGUGGGGCGAAGCGACGGGCGGAGGCGCUUUCCGGCUACCGGCUGAGUGACGGAGCGAGCGACAGCGGAGAACAGGAGACCCUGGGAGAAGGAGACAGCCGCGAGCUUCCCGGUGGACUUGGCGCCUUCACUCAGGUUCUGUUUGGGCAUGCGACACAGCCUUCCUCUGGGCUCGAGAACGGAGAGGAUCGGUUCACGCGACAGAGCGCCCCAAUGAAUGCUGCCGUCGUCGCUGCGGUCGGCGGCGCCUUCAUGCAGUGACGACGCUGAGUGUCGCGUUACUGAGGAAACCAGGACGUUGUAGUCGCUAGGAUACUAAAUGUAGCUUCGACGAUGAGAUAGAGUCGGAAAAGUGAUGCACAGUUUCGGAUGUUGUAGUCCUGUGUAUGACUCCGCAUGGGACGGGGGAGCGUUUGCGGGGGAAAGAUGUCAACGAGGGGAGGGAGAGAACAAAACGAAGGAGAGCUGCCCGAGGAAGUUUUUUUUGCCACCUGACCUAAUGGCGUCUCCUGCAUACAGACACUGGAAGCGCUUUCAAUUUCCCUGAACGAAGAUGCAUUUACCGCCUUGCCGCGAGUGGGCAGGGAUUGAAGUCUGGGUUGUCUGUUGGAAGGUGAGCAUGCAGUGAAAGACGAGAUUCGUGGAAGGAGAAAACGGGCCUCUACCGCGAACUGCGACUGCAGCGAGAGAAGCAAGAGAGACUUUGAGGGUGGAGAGGAAGAAGCUCAGGAGUGGAAAAGGGACAAGGAAGGAGGUUCCAGGGAAGUCGUAAGAGUUGAAUGCACAAGUGCGAGAGUGGACCAAGGACGGAAGGAGGUGAUGACGAAAGGGAGAGAAGGGAGACAGGUGUAACGUGGAUGGAUCGUGGAUCUUUCUCGUUUUUGAAAAGAAGUUUCAUUUGUCACUCCCGGGGUAAGCGCUCAAAGAGACAAGAGCGACCGGAGAGAGACCCGAGACGAGUGGCGAUAAACGUGAAGCGAGGUGGACACAAACACUGGAGUGGAUUCUAUGGUGGAUUUCCAGUCGAGGGCGAAACGGGGCUUUCUUUUCUGACGCUGUGGCC
This is a messenger RNA of Toxoplasma gondii ME49, 12590 nucleotides long. RefSeq lists its product as hypothetical. Bases 2312 to 11788 code for a protein of 3158 amino acids. The transcript is spliced from 3 exons. The record is from RefSeq and is a predicted model, not a curated record. NCBI's taxonomy places the organism in Eukaryota, Apicomplexa, Conoidasida, Eucoccidiorida, Sarcocystidae.